AUGGUCUGUCUGACUCGAAAGAUGGAACUGCCUUGUUUUCCUCUCUUCAUCUUUUUCCUUGCUUCCUACAAACGUCAACGCAAUGGGCCCAGGAGAGUCGUCUAUCUCUCCAUCGAGCCUUUGCUCUUCUCUGCAUUGUCUUAUCUUGUUCUCAAUUUUUCGUUUUCCCUAUCCUUUUCUUUCCUUGCCGUCGUCCUUCUUUUGUUUACCUCUUUCUCCGGCAUUACGAGGAAGAAAAAGGAAGAAGCAAAAUAG
Trichophyton benhamiae CBS 112371 is the source of this 255-nucleotide messenger RNA. RefSeq lists its product as uncharacterized. The record is from RefSeq and is a predicted model, not a curated record. The transcript has a single exon. The coding region runs from base 1 to 255 and encodes 84 amino acids. Lineage: Eukaryota; Fungi; Ascomycota; Eurotiomycetes; Onygenales; Arthrodermataceae.